Messenger RNA from Siniperca chuatsi (mandarin fish), 3958 nucleotides. RefSeq names its product synaptotagmin-like 4 (gene sytl4). Gene Ontology annotation, biological process: intracellular protein transport; exocytosis. Gene Ontology annotation, molecular function: small GTPase binding; neurexin family protein binding. NCBI's taxonomy places the organism in Eukaryota, Metazoa, Chordata, Actinopteri, Centrarchiformes, Sinipercidae. Gene Ontology annotation, cellular component: plasma membrane; exocytic vesicle. The transcript has 18 exons. The record is from RefSeq and is a predicted model, not a curated record. Bases 1268 to 3340 code for a protein of 690 amino acids.
UAGAUAACAAACAUACAAUACUACUCUGCCUUGCCAGUAUAUUUUUGGAACUUCAGAAGGCAACAACAAAUUUUUGCAAAUACUACACGACAGAUUCACUUCUGAGCUAUAGACAGGUGACAGGAUAAACCUGAAUAAAUGAGUGGAGAACCAGAGCAUACAGGGGGCUCACUGAAUGGAAAUGAUGUGAAUCAUAUGAUAUGGCCUUCACAGUCAUUAGGUCUGAACAGUUGAACAGCUAUGGGAGAUUUUGGACCAAAAUACAGUAAUAUCUUCUGGAUGAAUGGCGUUUAUCCUUCCAGUAGAAAUCCAUACCAAGGAGCACUGAAGCUGUUACUAAGAUAGUUCAUGUUUGUUUUUUUUCACCCAUCUUUAUCUGUUGUGGACGUAGCAGGGGGUGCAAAAUGUGUCUUUGCACUCCUUGCCAAAAGAGCCACAAUCAACAGUCACGGUUGGAUUUCCUUAGUGAGUUUCCUUAUAAGUGUAGUAUUAAUCAUAUGAAAUACAAAGUCAGCAGAAAUAUCCAGGAACACCUCUUGUCCAUUCCUAGUCAAGCUUGUGACACCUUAGUCUAUAAAUACAUGGAGGUGCAUCUUUGUAGCCUUUGUCCACAUGCACAUUUAAUUAAUUAAAUGUUAAUUAAGCCAUGGUGAGGCUUACAGUUUUUAUAGCUCUAGUGAUCACUUGCUCUACUGUUGUUGUUGUUGUUGUUGUUCUACCAUCACUUUGCAUACUCCCUGACAAUAAAUAAUGGCAUAGUGUAUAAUAGGGAACUAUACAGACACACCGUCUGUAGUGUGGCAAGAAAAAAGUAAAAACUCUGCACUUCCCGUUGUUCAAAAUUAUGCUCUAAUUACAUUCAAAAGAAACCGAAGUUAUUGUUUUGGGAGGAAAAGGGAACAGAGCUAAUUACUGGACUGUUUCGAUGGGUUAGCCCUUCUGUGUUAGGUAGAGCUGCACCUGUCAGUGUCAUGGAAAAUGUGGAGACGCGCUCCUGUGUCUGCUGCCAACUUUCCUUAUCUUCCGGUAUUCGGGACUCCUCUGACAUAGUGCACACAAAGUUAACAGUUUUGGAGACGGGAGGUAAGAAGACGUGGGAAAAGCAGGUGUAUGGUCAUAGACAACAAGGAAAGAUUACUUCGCUGUCGCCCGUAGUGACGCAAGACUGAGUAGCGGGGUGAAGUCGACUUUUAACAACAGGAGAUCUUCUCGAUGCGACUGAGCCGAGCCAUUUAACCUGCACUGAGGGUUCUUGGUUAAAGGCACAAUGCCCCAGGCUGCUGACAUGAUCAACCUGGGCUUCCUGUCGGACUCAGAGCAGGAGCUGAUCCUGGAGGUGCUGCGACGGGAUGAGGUGCUGAGACAGGCUGAGGAGCAGCGUGUGCGGAAGUUGAAGAUAGAUUUGCUGGAAGUGAAGAGGAAAGGGGCCAAACGUGGCAGUGGAAGAUACAGUCAGCGUAGUUGUGGCAGAUGCCAGGAGCCUCUGAGUCGACUGAGUGUUUUCUCCAGCCAGUGUAAGAUGUGCAAUCACCACGUGUGCCGCAACUGCCAAACAGUCCUCCCCGAAGGAUCCUGGCUGUGCAGUGUGUGCGCCAAAGAGUCGGAUCUAAAGAAAAAGACGGGUGACUGGUUCUACGAUCAAAGGGUCAACCGUUUCUCCACAAUGCCUGGACAUGACCUAGUGAGAGUCUCCCUGAAAAAGAGGCCUCUGUUGAAGAAGCGUGAAACAAUGGGAGAGAUUCUGUUGAGAAGUACUGAAAUGAACCCAGAUCCUCCCAUUCCUGUACCUCGGGCCAGGCAGAAAAGUCAGACCAAUAACAAAAGUCAUGCAAGCACGAGUUCAGGAUCAAUUGCUUCAAGGGAAUCAUUUGAAAACAGCAGUAUAAUUAGCAGUAAGACUGAGUCUGACCAUGUGACCCCUGAGCAACCAAGAAGAGAGGACCCCUCAGUGCAGUCCAGCCCAGCUGGAUCCGUUGUUUCCAGUACGACCGUCCCAGUCAAAGCAGAUGUUGUUAGCGUUGACGCCACCAACACAGAAGCUAACACUGCCACAGAAGUAAAACCGGUCAGUCCGAGCCCAGAUUUGGAUGUUGAUAGACUCUUCAAGAAGAGCGUCAAACGAGACCCAAGGCCUCCUGCAGAGUAUGUAUCGACACUGGACCUGCGUGAUGGACCUGACACGUCACAGGCCUCAAUGGGCAACAGAAGCCAUUCUGUACCAGGCUUAGACAUACAGGAAGAUGGAGAGGAGGAGGAAGAUAUUGACAGCUUGGUUAGCUUUCAUAAAAGGACAAUGGCUUCAAGCUCCUCCAGCCUGCAUAGCUCAAAGAGCACACUGGGCAGCCUGAUGAGUAUUUACAGUGAAGCAGGAGACUUUGACAGCGUGGACGUGAGCGGAGACGUCGUCUUCUCUAUGAGCUACGACGAACACACCCAGAGCCUCCAGGUCUUCAUCAAGGAGUGCCACGGGCUGGCCUGCGGCGAUGUCUCACGGCAGCUUUCCAACCCUUAUGUCAAAUGUUAUCUGCUCCCUGAUAAAUCUCGCCAGAGCAAAAGGAAGACCAGCAUCAAGAGAAACACAGUCAACCCCGUCUACAAAGAAACGCUGAAGUACUCCAUCAGCCGCUCUCAGCUAUUCACCCGCUCAAUGUUGAUAUCAGUCUGGCAUCAUGGCCGCCUCAGCCGCAACGCCUUCCUGGGUGAGGCGGAGAUCCCUCUGGACUGCCGAGACCUCGACUCUUCAUAUGAGGACCGUGUGGCUCUCAUGGCGAAGGCAGCCUCUGCUCUCUCAGCCUUUGCUCAGUACAAAGGAGAGUUGGUGAUCUCCUUGAAGUAUAUCACCCCUAAAAAGCCAACGGCUGAGAAAAUCAAAGGAAAAAAGGCUGUGACUGGGGAAGGAGGAGAACUGCAUGUCCUUAUCAAAGAGGCAAAGAAUUUGAUGGCAAUGAAACCAGGAGGCACCUCAGAUAGCUUUGUAAAAGGGUACUUGUUCCCAACUAAGUCAAAGACCACAAAGAGGAAGACUCCAGUUGUGAAGAAGAACCUGAACCCCCACUAUGACCACACAUUUGUGUACAAGGAGCUGGCUCUGGAGCAGCUGAACGGGAUGUGUCUGGAGCUGACUGUGUGGGACAGAGAAGCCUUGUUGAGCAAUGAAUUCCUGGGAGGAGUCCGUCUCAGCUCUGGAAAAGGCACUGUAAAAAUAGGAAAAGAGGAAGCGGUAAUGGACUCAGUUGGAGAGGAGGUCAGUCUGUGGCAGAAGAUGAUGCAGUACCCUGACUCAUGGGCAGAGGGCACUCUUCCACUGCGUUCCACUAUGGAGAAGGAUAAGGGCAAAUGAGGACGGCAGAGGCCUGGACCCUUGGAAAUAAUCCAGAGACUGAAAUGGGGAGAAGCUGCGGGGUCUGAGACAAAUAUGAGAUUGUGGAUUAAUUUUACUUUGCAAGCUUAUCAGACCAGAAGCUUUUCUACUGCAGUGAACCAACACACAGCUGACUGGCUGUAAGCAGACAUACAGUUCAUUGUCCUGCUAAACACUAAACAUCUGCCCCCCGACUGCAGACUGGUGUAACUGUUAAAAAUUUGCCGACACAUCACAACACUAAACUCUGGAUUUAUUUUAAGAGCAGUGACAGUCAUUUUAUGUUUUUAAAAUUCAGGCUUUAUAUAUUAUUGCAAUUCAAAAUCAUGCACAGCACUUAGCACAGAAACACUGUCAUCAUACGUGGGUAAACAAUUCAUUAUAAACUGGUAUUAUACAAAAUUUUAUGGUGUUGCAUCCAACAAAUUGUGCUUAGUUGAUCUAUGCCAUUUUAUUUUACAUUAAUAUUAUCAUGUAAAAAAUAUAUUUAUGUAAGUUGCAUUAAAAGCCUUAUUUGAAAUUAUGAAAUUUGUCUAUUUGUAGAUAUAAGGUUGCCUUGAACAUUCUGUUCACCCAAUAAAAAUUGACUAAGCCCAA